GUGGUUCAUUAAUUCAUUUUCCGAGAAAAUAUGUUAUUGAGGAAAAUAGUUGUGCUUUAGUUUUAAUUACAUUAGAAGAUUAGUAACGAGUUAAUGACUUAUGAAUGAAACUUGGCGUAUGUUUUAUUUAUAUUUAGUGCAUAGAAAUUGAUAAUAGGAUUCUAGCGAGUUAUAAUAAGUACAUAAUUUGAAAAGCCAUUAGCCAUGUCGGAUGCAUGGGAAGAAAUUCAAGCGGUCAAAAGUAAAAGAAAUAGCUUACGAGAGAAGUUAGAAAAAAGGAAGAAAGAAAGACAAAGUAUACUUGGUGCGACUUUAUCAAGUGAUAAAAAUGAAACUUCGCCGGUUAAUACAUCGAGCAAAGACAACGCAGUCGGCAGCCCGGCAUCAACUAAAACUGAAGCUCCCACAGAGAAAGCUAAACCUGUUCCUUCUGCCUCGCUAGAAGUGAGACUACUACAAGUGCUCUCAGACAUGCAGUUGCAGCUGCCAGAAACAGCCAGUGCUUUGUUGCCAGGCUUGGGCGACGUCGACACUGGCAUUGUUGCCAGUUUGUUGCAGAAGUUUGCCACACAGAAACUUAUAGUAAUCAAAGAGAGGACAGAAAGCACAACCGAUGCCAGUAUAGAAGUGGUGAGUGCAGAGUCUGUGAGGCUGGCAGCUGUACUGGCUGCCCUUAUGGAGGAGCAGUCCGCCCCCGCUAAGAGAAAAGGUGAUAAAAAGAUAGAAGAUGGACCAAAUCCUAAAGUUUCUAAAACAACAACUGAUGAAAAAAAGACUACUGGAAAAGAUACAGAUAUAAUGUCUUUGCUGGCAAUGCCCUCGAGUAGAGAAAAAGCAGUGAAAAGAGUAGGCGAAGAAAUUAUGGAUCUAUUGAGCAAACCUACAGCUAAAGAGAAAUCGCUCGCUGAUAAAUUCAAGAGUCAAGGGGGCGCGCAAGUGAUGGAGUUCUGCCCGCACGGCACGCGCGCGGAGUGCGCGCGCGCGCUGAAGGCGUCGGCGGGCGGCGAGCCGUGCAAGAAGCUGCACUUCAAGAAGAUCAUCCAGAGCCACACGGACGAGAGCCUGGGCGACUGCUCCUUCCUCAACACCUGCUUCCAUAUGGACAGCUGCAAAUAUGUACACUAUCAAGUUGAUAACACGGACCCAAACUUGAACGCGCACAAAUUAACCACAGAAACUAUAACGAAAGGCAGUCACAACGGUACCAAUGUAGCAGCUCCUAAACAAGAUGGCGUGUUGACCUUGACUCCGCCACAAUGGAUUCAAUGUGACUUGAGAUUUCUGGAUAUGACGUUUUUAGGAAAGUUCGCGGUUAUAAUGGCGGACCCGCCGUGGGACAUCCACAUGGAGCUGCCGUACGGGACCAUGUCGGACGACGAGAUGAGGUGCCUGGGCGUGCCCCAGCUGCAGGACAGCGGGCUCAUAUUCCUGUGGGUCACGGGACGGGCUAUGGAGCUGGGCAGGGAGUGUCUCAAGCUGUGGGGCUACGACCGCGUGGACGAGCUGAUAUGGGUGAAGACGAACCAGCUGCAGAGGAUCAUACGCACCGGCCGGACGGGCCACUGGCUCAACCAUGGGAAGGAACACUGUUUGGUGGGGAUGAAAGGUAACCCGGACAACUUGAACCGCGGGCUGGACUGUGACGUCAUCGUGGCAGAAGUCCGCGCCACUUCGCACAAACCGGAUGAAAUAUAUGGCAUUAUUGAGAGACUCAGUCCCAGUACGAGAAAAAUAGAGUUAUUUGGACGACCACACAACGUGCAACCUAAUUGGAUAACACUCGGCAACCAAGUGGACGGCGUGCGGUUGGUGGACCCCGAGCUGAUAGCGGCCUUCAAGAAGAGGUACCCCGACGGCAACUGCAUGGCGCCCCCCACGCCAGACCCCGGCCUGUCGUAGCGCUAGACUACGCGCUCUACACUCACAGCCAGCGGCGUGCACAACGGUUUUUACUAGGGUAUGCACUAUAAGUAAAAAUUGGAAAAUUGGUCACAAUUUGUCAUCGGGCCAAUUUUCUAGAAAUAUCUACGUCUGAUAAAGGCUCUGGCCACACACGGGCACAACCACAAAACGCCGCUAUCGGCAUAUAUCCUGUAGUUUUCAUACAUUUUGUAUUGACUCGCCGCAUACGAUUGACGCCGGUGGCCGCCACACGCUACAAUCGUCGCUGAUCGCUUCUUGUGGCCCCUAAACCCCGCCACACGCCAUUCGCGCGAUUUUGAUACUGCAUGUAUGGGUUAAAAAGUAGCAGCCACCGACCAUAAGUGUCGACCACAUAAGUGUCGACCACCGGCCACAAGUGGCUGUCGCGCGCUUCAGUUACUUCUGUGGCCCCAUCUUGUUUCUUGUAGCGGAGUUUGUGGCUGUCAAGUGUGGCACGUGUGCGGCGACACUAAGACCCGAGUACACCGAAAUUCAUUUAAACGGCGUUUACAGAACCAGCCUGUCAAAUAUUAAACGUAGUUUGAACAAGGUGCGUUUUUUUCCUGUUCACCAGAUGCUUUUUGACUCUGGUUUGUAAACCGAGCGAUGGAGAACGACGAGUGAACUAUUUAUGAACAAUUUAUAUAUUAUCUAUAACAGCAUUGCCAACUUGCGAGGAAUUCCCCAAACGUUGCGAGGGAUUUUUUGGGGAAUUACGAUAUGUUCUUUCCUCAAUUUGAGGAGUUUCCGCUACGAUUUGUGAUGUGUGUGUGGAUUUUGAAAAAUACGUAUCGGCAACACCGAUUUUUUAUGUACCAUAUCAAAUUGACAAAUAUUUUUGUUUGGAAAUCGAAGCUGGCAGCAUGCAGUGGCAUAAAACCCCAAAGCUAGGAACUGAUUUAUUUAUGAGAGAAAAUGAAUUGUUUCAGAAAUGAAUAAUAAACUCUUUUAUAAUUUUACGGGUCCUUUGCAUUUUGGUAGUUGAGAAAAUAAUCUUCACGAAACUUGCGAGCGUUACAAAAACAUAACCUACACUUAUAUCAAAGACGUCUUAACCGGGGUAUGCACGCUCGGUUAAAAUAAACGCUCGAUUUACAUAGAUAACCGGCAUAUUGGCUGUGGUGAACAGGAAAUUAGGACUUAACGGCGUUUAAGUUAUUUAAACGAUUGAUUAUGUUUAAACGAAUGUCGGUGAACUCUAACCUAAAUCAGCUAAAUUACGUGUUAAAGACACAUUUGCGCAACUUAAUCGGCUCCGUUUGACAUUAAAUUCAUUGCAUUGUCUGUGUCAAACUGACAUUUUUUUCCAGUAUUUUGGUCUUUAUUGCCAACCUAUUAAAAUAAACAUCAAAUAAAGUGACAAAAUGUAAUUUACGAGUGAUAUCCACUAAGCCCCGGAUGACAUUUUUACCUACCUAAUAAUUAUAAUCUCAAUUUCGUAAAUGUCAACUAGCAAACGACAAAAAUAGUGAAUCAGCGUGCUGAUCUGUUAAAAACUUUUUAAAUUCUCACUAUUAUGGUAUGUUAAUGUUUUUAAACGAUUUUAGAUAUAAUAUCCAUUUUAGAAUAAUUAUUAAAAUAAUUUGUACAGAUUUGUAAAUAAAUAAAAUGUUUGUAAUAUUUUAA
Bicyclus anynana (squinting bush brown) is the source of this 3549-nucleotide messenger RNA. It is a transcript of the gene Mettl3, whose product is annotated as N6-adenosine-methyltransferase subunit METTL3. Gene Ontology annotation, cellular component: RNA N6-methyladenosine methyltransferase complex; nucleus. The record is from RefSeq and is a predicted model, not a curated record. NCBI's taxonomy places the organism in Eukaryota, Metazoa, Arthropoda, Insecta, Lepidoptera, Nymphalidae. The transcript is spliced from 13 exons. Bases 205 to 1899 code for a protein of 564 amino acids. Gene Ontology annotation, molecular function: mRNA (2'-O-methyladenosine-N6-)-methyltransferase activity; mRNA m(6)A methyltransferase activity.